Molecule: messenger RNA, 2158 nt
Organism: Annulohypoxylon maeteangense
Lineage: Eukaryota; Fungi; Ascomycota; Sordariomycetes; Xylariales; Hypoxylaceae
Product: armadillo-type protein
Exons: 8
Coding region: 167-2041 (624 amino acids)
Biological process (GO): protein dephosphorylation
Cellular component (GO): protein phosphatase type 2A complex; cytoplasm
Molecular function (GO): protein phosphatase regulator activity
Source: RefSeq, a predicted model, not a curated record
AAAUUGACCCGACAUCGACCUAACUCUCAUUGCAUCACUCCACCACCACUACCCUCUCCAACCCACGCGAUCAGCAGCGCAACCUAGCCGGUAUUUUUUUCUUACUUGCCGGCUUCUACGCCUACAUAAUUCCCUCGUAUCUACAACCGAAUAGCCACAUCCAAACAUGGCUGACGCGCCAAAUGCGAAUGAUGAGCUUUACCCCAUCGCCGUACUCAUCGAUGAACUAAAGCACGACGAUGUCCUUCUACGAUUGAACGCCAUUCAUCGUCUCUCGACAAUUGCGCUUGCUCUAGGUGCAGAGCGCACUCGUGAUGAACUCAUUCCCUUUUUAGACGAGUCUGUCGAAGAUGAGGACGAAGUUCUCGUAGCCCUCAGUGAAGAGCUGGGCAGCUUCAUCGAAUACGUCGGUGGCCCUCAGUAUGGCCACGUACUCCUCUCCCCCCUCGAGAACCUCGCAGCCAUCGAAGAGCCCGUUGUUCGGGAUAAGGCUGUCGAGUCCCUCAACAAGAUCUGCAACGACCUAUCGCCCCAGCAGGUUGAAGAAUACUUCAUCCCCUUAACCAUCCGCCUCGCCAAGGCCGACUGGUUUACCUCUAAAGUGUCCGGAUGUGGUCUUUUCACCACACCUUACAAGAAGGUCUCCCCUCCUGUCCAGGAGCAACUUCGCCAACAAUUCGGCCUCCUAGUACACGACGAGACACCUAUGGUGCGAAGACAAUCUGCCACUAACAUGGCCAAAUUUGUGAAGGAGAUGCCCGCGGCUAUCGUCGUCGACGAAAUGAUACCCCUCUUCCAACACCUUGCACAGGAUGAUCAGGAUAGUGUCCGAUUACUGACGGUGGAAAUACUCAUUUCGAUUGCCGAGGUCGUGCCCAAAGAACAACAAGGCAGCCACGGCGUCUUGCUCACGUCGUUACGUAACUUGAUAGAGGACAAGAGCUGGAGAGUCCGAUAUAUGAUUGCCGAUAGAUUUGAGAAGAUUGCGAAGGCCGUAGAUGAAGAAGUCGUCACCCGAGACCUGGUCCCAUCGUUUGUCAAACUAUUGAAGGACAAUGAAGCUGAAGUCCGAACCGCCAUCGCUGGCCAGAUUCCCGGUUUCUGCAAUUUGGUCGAUAGGACAACUCUGCUUAACGAAAUCAUGAGUUCCAUCGAAGAUCUUGUAUCCGACACGUCUCAGCACGUCCGAGCUGCCCUCGGUACUCAGAUUAGUGGGCUAGCACCUAUUCUUGGCAAGCAAGAGACUAUCGAUCACCUUCUUCCGAUGUUCUUGCAGAUGCUAAAGGACGAGUUCCCCGAAGUGCGCCUCCACAUCAUAUCCAAGCUUGAGCUCGUCAACCAAGUCAUUGGCAUUGAUCUGCUUUCCCAAUCUCUCCUACCAGCUAUUGUGCAACUCGCGGAAGACAAGCAAUGGAGAGUCCGACUCGCUAUCAUCGAGUAUAUCCCUCUUCUCGCAAGCCAGCUCGGCGUCAAGUUCUUCGAUGAGAAAUUGAGUUCGUUGUGUAUGGGUUGGCUUGGAGAUACCGUUUUCUCUAUCCGUGAGGCUGCGACCCAUAACCUGAAGAAGCUUACCGAGGUCUUUGGCGUUGAGUGGGCCAGCGAAGCAAUAAUUCCCAAGGUGAUGGCUAUGGGCUCUCACCCGAAUUACCUAUACCGAAUGACGACUUGCUUCGCAAUUACGACUUUGGCUACUGUUGUCAGUUUGGAUGUCAUCGGAAAAUCGAUUCUCCCUAUGCUGGAGAAGCUAGUCGAAGAUGCUAUUCCCAACAUCCGCUUCAACGUGGCAAAGACGUACGCCGUGCUUAUCGACGUUCUAAAGCGACUUCCGGAGGAGGGUACGAUCUACAGCUUGGAAAAGGCCGGAACUCCGACAACGUCCACGACACCUUCGCCUCGCGCGACCGAGCUCAUCCAACAGCGGAUCCUCCCGAGUUUAGAAAAGUUGCAGAAGGACGAUGAUGUGGAUGUGCGCUACUUCGCGACGAUGGCAGUGGCAGUGAUUCCCGGGAUGGGUGGAGAGCCUAUGAACACGUCGCCGUAGAUGAGAGACUUAAAGAGAACUCCUCCCAAACGUGCGGCCACGUCCUAGAGUGUCAUAGUUACACGCUCUCGCGAGAUAGUCAUCCCGAAUUUGUCCAGCACACUAGUUCGUACAAAA